AUUUAGCAGCUGUAGCAGUCAGUGGCACUGUGGGUAUACUUAAACAAUGAAAAAUAAUGAAAGAAGAAAGGAAUAUGACCAACAGGAUCAACACUGUGACAGAAAUCAGGAUAUGUGUUCAAGCACAGAUGGAGUUAAAGGCACAGCCUUACAGAGAAAAGUCGGCCUCAUCAGUGGUAUUUGUCUGAUUGUUGGAACAAUGAUUGGCUCAGGAAUCUUCAUUUCACCCAAAGCAGUGCUUUUCCAUACAGGAGCAGUUGGUCCUUGUCUGUGCAUCUGGGUUUUAUGCGGAAUUGUGUCUACUUUCGGCGCAUUAUGCUAUGCCGAGUUGGGUACCAUGAUCACAAAAUCUGGUGGAGAUUAUUCAUAUCUGCUAGAGGCUUUUGGCCCAGUUCCUGCUUUUUUGUAUGCCUGGACAUCUGUUGUUGUUUUAAAACCAGCAUCUUGUGCCAUUAUCUGCUUAAGUUUUGCAGAAUAUUCAGCUGCACCAUUCUACCCCAGCUGUGAACCACCAGUUUUCAUCAUAAAAUGUUUAGCAAUUGCUGCUUUCUGUUUCUUUAUCCUCAGCUUCCUCUGCACAGCUGCAAGGAGCAUCACGUGUAUGCGGCAUGGUCAGCAAGUUCCCCAGUUAUUCGUGGAGCAAAACGCACUCAUGCACACAUGCUCCCAAUUCGAGCAUGUGCUUUCUCAGGUUUUGCUGGUGAUUAUAAAUUCACUGAGUGUCAAGAUGGCCAGUAAUGUUCAAAUCCUCUUCACGGGCGCUAAGCUUUUGAUUGUUGUCAUCAUUGCCAUAGUUGGAGUUUUUCUACUUGCAAAAGGAAAUACACAAAAUUUCUCAAAUGCUUUUCAUGGAAGCAAGACCUCCUUUGGAGCUUAUAGCUUGGCCUGUUAUAAUGGACUCUGGGCAUAUGAUGGCUGGAAUCAGCUGAAUUAUAUCACAGAAGAGCUAAAAAAUCCGUACAGGAAUCUUCCUCUUGCCAUUAUAAUUGGUAUUCCUUUAGUGACUGUCAGCUACGUUAUGGUCAAUAUUGCCUACUUCACAGUAAUGACGCCAGUGGAAUUGCUGCAAUCCCCUGCUGUUGCAAUGACUUUUGGAGACAGAGUUCUGCAUCCACUGUCCUGGAUAGUUCCAGUUUUUGUUUCCUUUUCAACAUUUGGAGCUGCAAAUGGCUGCUGUUUUACUGCUGGAAGGCUUAUACUUGUGGCUGGAAGAGAAGGUCAUAUGAUCAAAAUCUUGUCCUACAUUAAUGUAAAAAGACUUACACCAUCUCCAGCCAUUAUAUUCAAUGGAAUUAUCAGCAUUAUUUACAUGAUACCUGCAGAUAUUGAAACACUCAUCAACUAUUUCAGUUUUGCUGUAUGGCUAUCUUAUGGUGCCACAGUGCUGUCUUUAAUUGUUAUGAGAUUUACUAGAAAAGACAUGAAGAGACCAGUAAAGAUACCUAUAAUGAUUCCAAUUGUGGUUCUUUUGAUGUCAAUCUACUUGGUUUUUGCCCCCAUUAUUGAUGCACCGGCAUGGGAGUAUCUUUACUGCAUGAUCUUCAUUAUGAGUGGACUCCUCUUAUAUGUGCCCUUUGUUUACUACCGUUUCAACUGGGCUGAAAGGAUAAUACAACCACUAACACUGCAUCUCCAGCUGCUAAUGGAAAUUGUUCCUGUAGAAAAUAAAGAGGAAUAGGCACAGUUUUUGAAAACAAACUGGUAUUCUUAAAAGGCCAUGAUGAAAUAAGGAAGAACCAAUAUUAAAACUAAGAUUGUUAUGAAUUUAGGAAUAUUUUUUGAUUUUUAAGGUGUGUUAUAAUCUGUGUAUAUAUUAGUUUGUGCAAUAAAUCACUCUUUAGAAGACUUUUUCAAUUUCAUUUAGAUUCACCUAUAUUGUGUUAAUACUAGCCAUAUUUUAAAAAGAACUUAUUAUGAAUGACUAUGAUGAUCUUUUUCAUUGUAUACCUUUGUAGUAAUAGAGAAUACUGUCUUAGGAAAAAUGAAACAAUCAGCUUAAUUUCUGUCCUUUCCAUAAUUUGACCUAAAAUAGACUCUUGUUUUCUGAGUGCAGUUUUGGUGUUUUUCCACUGGGUCUGGCCUGUUUAGUCUUGAAAACAUUGUCACCAUCACAGUCUUAUAGCUAAGAGGACAGCUACUUAAGUAUUAACCUGUAGCACACUCCAUGCAUGGGUAUUUCUGUUCCUAAGACUUUUUUUCUCUGUAUGGCAUGCUGCAAAAUGGUUCUGAUAUAAAGAAAUUAAUGUAUUUUAUAUAAACGUAUUUAAAAAAACUAAUUCAAAAUUUAUUUGUGUAGUCUCUUUUGUAACCAUGAGUAGUAAUCA
Messenger RNA from Polypterus senegalus (gray bichir), 2324 nucleotides. It is a transcript of the gene slc7a9, whose product is annotated as solute carrier family 7 member 9. The transcript has 14 exons. The record is from RefSeq and is a predicted model, not a curated record. The coding region runs from base 47 to 1678 and encodes 543 amino acids. Gene Ontology annotation, cellular component: membrane. Gene Ontology annotation, molecular function: L-amino acid transmembrane transporter activity. Gene Ontology annotation, biological process: amino acid transmembrane transport. Lineage: Eukaryota; Metazoa; Chordata; Cladistia; Polypteriformes; Polypteridae.